AUGCUUAGAAGGGUGGAUAUGAGUAAACAACAAACUGAAAGACGAAUUGAUGGCCAAUACAAAAACACGAGAGCUCUCUUAGACAUUCAAUUAACUAGCAUUGGAGCAAGCACUUUGAAAUAUUAUUAUUUAUAUCACUUGAAUAAAAUUUCUUUUGGUAUUGUUAUGGCGUCUUCGAUUAUCGUGACAAGUGCUUUGAAUUCCCUACAGGAAACGAUAGAAAAAAUAGACACAACUGGUCACCUUGAAACAGUUCACAAAACUCAGUGA
Messenger RNA from Clunio marinus, 270 nucleotides. NCBI's taxonomy places the organism in Eukaryota, Metazoa, Arthropoda, Insecta, Diptera, Chironomidae. The record is from the annotation of a GenBank genome assembly.